AUGUGUUGUCUCGCUCUUGAUUUAAAAGUAUUUUUUUAUUCACUACCUACAUUCAACAAUUAUCAUUCUUUACAUUAUACUUACUCUUCCUCUCUCUCUCUCUCUCUCUCUCUCUCUCUCUCUCUCUUUCCAUUAUUUUCUCUUCAUCUUUCUGCUCAUUGUCUAUUUUUUUCUUUCACUUCCCAUUAUCUCCAUCCCAUCUGUUUUUUCUCUCUGAAUAUUCUGCCUUUUUCCCUCUCCUUUCGGAUUUCAUAUUUUUCUUCAUCUCUCUAUCUCUCUCUUCUCAUUUUCUCUUUCCCUUCUAUCUGUUGCUACCUUCAUAUUCUUUGCUUCUUCUUACUCUCUUUCUCACUUCCCAAUUUCUCUCUCUUUCUGUUUUCUUUUUCGUUUCUUUCUCGACUUCUAUUCCUUUUUUCUCUUUCACUCCAUCUUUUCCCCCUUUCCAUUUUCUUCCUCUCUCUCUAUUCGCAUUUAUUCCCCCCUCUCUCUCUCUCUCCCUCUCUCUCUCUUUUACUAUAUUAUUUUUCUCCUCUUGCAUCUAUUUUCGCUUUUUCUUCUCCCUCUCUCUCUGUCUGUCAAUGCCAUUCAUAUUUUCUCUUGUCAAGUGAUUUUGGAAAAUCUUUCUUUAUUUCUUACAGAGUUCUUUUCUCUUCAAUCCUUCAUUCUUACAUCUUUGAUGGAAUUCCUUUGUUCCCCUUUCCUUAA
Messenger RNA from Acanthosepion pharaonis, 705 nucleotides. NCBI's taxonomy places the organism in Eukaryota, Metazoa, Mollusca, Cephalopoda, Sepiida, Sepiidae. The record is from the annotation of a GenBank genome assembly.